Molecule: messenger RNA, 3741 nt
Organism: Exaiptasia diaphana
Lineage: Eukaryota; Metazoa; Cnidaria; Anthozoa; Actiniaria; Aiptasiidae
Exons: 15
Coding region: 45-3182 (1045 amino acids)
Biological process (GO): regulation of transcription by RNA polymerase II
Cellular component (GO): nucleus
Molecular function (GO): DNA-binding transcription factor activity, RNA polymerase II-specific
Source: RefSeq, a predicted model, not a curated record
AAUAUAUCCAAAUACAUGCAGUCUUUUAAUCAGUUUUCUCCAUUAUGACUGCUUAUGAUGAAGGAAAUGUUCCAAUUUUGAAUUUCCAAAGCCCUGCUCAAGCCAUUUAUUAUCCUAAUGGCUUAUACACUUAUGCCAUGGGCAAUACUACGAAACGCAGUAUUACAGAACAGAUAGGAACCAACAAAGAACAGCACCUUGAUCUACUGUUUCUUGGCUGUGGUGAUCUUAGAAAUGUUCUUUGUACAGUAUCCGAGCUUUCACAAAGACCACCUCAUCACUGUCCCAAGAGUAUUGAUAUACACCUGAACGACUACGACCCCACGAUAUUGCCUCGCAAUGCAAUAAUACUCGAUAUUAUCGGGCAUAUAAACCCUGAUAUACCUGAUGAUAUGGAUUUCUUGUGGAACGUCUGGUACAACAUGACUCUAUCCAAGUCUCAUGGCGACAGGCUACGACAAGUUAUCACAUCCUUGAUAAAUAAUGACCAGAAUGAUGGGAAUGGCAUUACACUGCGAUUCCAAGACUCCAGAACUGAACAGGAAUGCCUUAAUGUGUGGAAAGACUGGCUGGAACUCAACCUGGACGUGGAAACCGUCAAGGAAGAAAGAAGACGGUUCAUUGAACGCAAAAUGUCAAUCAGAGGUAGAUGUUCGGAUGUAUUGUUAAAAACGGCAAUGCCAUGUCUUAACUCCAGUCUUUUGAACGAGUCAAAUCCGUUGUAUUCCGAGAUAGAACACUGGUUUAUGGAAGGUACAACGACCACAGCUCAGACGAAUACUUCUGUCGUCAAUCCAACGUUAAUCCGUCCGUUUACUCAUGAAUGGAAAGUUCACUAUGGUUCCUGUCCCUUUGAAGGACAUUGCCCCCUUAAUAGGACUGAUGUUGAAAGGUGUAGAUCUUUAACAUCUCUUUGUAAAGAGAUCCUCGCAUUAUUGGUGAAACAAUUUCAGCAGUUCAACAAGCAACACUCAAUGAAGUUUUGUUUAUGUUCCGGCGAUGCUUUGUGGUUGUGUACCAGCGGAUUACCAAAUGAAAUGCUGUUUGACGUCAUUGAUACAAGUAAUGUCAGUGAUCACAUUGGGUUGUUGAAUGUACUCAUCUGUUGUGGACUAAGACUGAAAAAUCCAUUAGAAUCUCAGCUACAGACGUCAAGCAUUUUAUGGUGCAGUAUGUGCAAAAAUAUCCAAGAAUACUACGAUCGGUGUAUUGGUAUCCACACUAACCUGUUACCAACCGUUCUUGGCUUACAUCUUGCUGUUGAUUUUGACAUGGGAAAUAGGAAACUCCCCGAUAACGUUUCCAAUGAGGAAUUGCUUUAUUGGGUGAAAGCAGAGACUGUUAGGACUCCUCUUACUCUGACAAGUAAAGAAAAUGACAUUAUAACAGCAUUAUGGAAGCUGACAGAACGAUGUUUUCAUCUAAUCAAACAUCUUUUUGUCGGCCAAGUGUUCGGGGAAUCAUUAUCGUCACCCCUUACUCUACUCAGAAUAAUCCACCAGAUGGGCCCACUUAUCCAAGGAGGAGCUGCAAGGAUUUUAGACCUUUUGGAAACCAAACUGCCCAGUGGGUUUCACCGAGACCAUGGCUUUAUGUGGAGAAUGGUUAAAUCCGUAGCAAAACAAGAUGGCGGUUCUGUUGUUGAGGUACAAGUCAAUCGUCUUCAACUGUCAGUUACAGAAAUGUUUAAGGACGAAACUCCAAUUCCCAAGAUCCUUCUAAGUGGUGGUUUUAACUCCUGCCCAGUCAUUAGCAAUAGUAUUCGAUUUAAUGUUAAGGAAGGAACCGUCACAUUUCACAUGCUAGAGAGCGACUGGAAAAGUAUUGAACCAGAAUCCUUGUGCAACAUCGUUGAGUAUAAAACUGGGAUUCCAGUGUUUUGCUGCGGACCUUUCCUUCUUUUCGAUGAUAAGAUUCGCCUUAAAUAUGUUGAUCCCUUGGCGACAUUUGGACUUCACGCUGUGCAAACAUUCUGCAUCGAAAAUGAUACUGCAUCAUCAAGUGCACUGUUAGAGAUGACCAAAAUUGAAGAAGAAAACUCUUGGUACACAGUAGAGCUUGCAAUACUUGAUGCAGACAAGUGCAAUACCAAAGAUAUGACAAUAGACUUCACUCCUGAAUCACGUCCAAUCGAAAUUGAUAUCUAUUUUCUUAGUAGCAUUGGAUGUAAAAUACGUUUAUCGUGCCCCGUCGUGUCGCAUUCGUCAAAGUUCCAAUUAUCUAAAAAGCAAAAAAGAAUAUUUUGUCACAUUCCAAAGAAAGAACAUUGGGUGACUGGAGAAAUGGUGCUUCGAAUCCCAGCACAAGUACCUUUUUACGCCAUGGACAAGUGGGACACCAAGUCUGACGAUAUAAUAUCGAUUUGUGGUGCAAUGUUCCGCAGUGAACAUGAUAUGAAACUGAAGUCUUUAAGAGCAACUGGUCCGCCAUUUUAUGCUCUAAGAGAAUCCAUCGCAAUCAUUCUACAAGAGAAGCUAAAAGAUCAGUCUUCUCAGUUUGUGUAUUCUGUCGAAGACGACGACCACAGACAAAGUCUCAUCAUGCAACCUCGCGAUAUCCUUAGCAAGAUUGGUCUUAUCAUCAAAAUCAAGGAACCCAUCUACAAGUGGAAUAGCAUACCUUACGCGAAAUGUAUAUUCUAUGAUUGUAAACAGCAUACUGAUAUCAUAAAUAUCAAUCCUGUGAAAGCUGACAAAAUGGCGCUUGAGUUUUGGAAAGAAGCUCAUAACACGCGUCAAGCACACGGAGACAGGAGAAUACCAGCAGAACCAGAGGAAAUUGAGCUGUUUCGUAGAAUGCUGUACAUCAACGCAGCCCGCACUGAACAAGAGUAUCCAGCGGUAUCUGUAUUUAAGAAUUCCUUUAUUUGUCCUCUCUACCCAAGGGAUAGUAUGCCUCAUACGGAUGCAAUGAUGAAUCUGUUGGACUUACCAUUGAUUCACAAGAACUUACCAGAAGCCACAAAUGUUGGAGGAAAUUUUCCAAUGGACCAAAGCAAAUCAAUAACAACAGAUCUACAUCCAUCCCUUGAUUUGUGCUGCGCGUUUUGCAAAAACCCAUCAAAAGAUCUCAAGAAAUGCACAGGGUGUAAGAAAGUAUUUUACUGUAAUCGAGAAUGUCAGAAGCAGCACUGGAAAAAGGAACACAAACUCGUGUGUUAUAAACGUCAGGGCCAAAAUUAAUUAAACAAACUCUAAUCCUUUCAAAAACAAAUGAAUCAAGUCUAGAUGAUAUUGUCCCUUAACAGGAAGGUCCAUUUUAUCUCGUGCUCUGCAAAAAAAGUCUGGUUCUUCAUUUUGAAUUGCAUGUGAAAAAACUGCAAAUUAAAUUAAAUUAAAUAAAUUUGGAAAAAGAGAAAGCUAAAAAUUAGAAUUAAAUCUAUAUUAGUGCCCCCCCUCCUCCACCAGGACUUUUACUAUUGUAAUGUACUCUCAUCAGUACUAAUGUAUCUAUUACAACCAGAACGUGAAGAGACUUUCAAUGUGGACUUUACCGUCAACUAAUUUGCACAUCGAUGACGUUUUUGUUUCGACAUUCUCCAAGUAUGAAUCACACUCACCAAGUAACGAAGGCCGGAAGUGAAUUGAAAGCAACAGAAAACAAAGGAAAGGAAUGGAAACGAGGCCUAACCCUUCUACAGACAUUAUGAUGGCAUAUAUCUAGGGAUUCCAUUACCCUUCAAGAAAAAAGUUGUUGUCUGUAGAAAAAUGAUAUUUUCUUAAUAAAUUUAAUUUCCUAAGC